CCACCGAAAGCUGCUAAAGAGUCACAAGCAAGCCACGACGAUCGAUCCAGCGGUAGACAGAGGAUGGCAGUCGAUAGCAUGCACGUCGUGAUGUUCCCCUUCCUCGCCUUCGGCCACAUCAGCCCGUUCGUGCAGCUGGCGCGCAAGCUCGUCGCCGCCGGCGGCGUGCGGGUCACGCUGCUGUCGGCCGCGGCCAACGUGCCCCGCGUCGAGGCCAUGCUGGGGCCGGCGGCCGGCGCGGUGGCCGUGGCCCCGCUGCGCCUCCAGCGCGUGCCGGGGCUCCCCGAGGGCGCCGAGAGCACGGCCGAGGUCUCGGCGGACGGCGCCGAGCUGCUCAAGGUCGCCGUCGACGGCACCAGGCCGCAGGUGGCGGCCCUGCUCGCGGAGCUCGGCCCCGACGCCCUGCUGUUCGACUUCGCCACCCCAUGGGUCACCGAGCUCGCGGCGCCGCUCGGCAUCAAGGCGCUCCAGUUCUCGGUCUUCUCCGCCGUGUCCGGCGCCUACCUGAUGAACCCCGCCCGCCGCCUCGGCGCCGGCGGCCAGCUGCCAACCGCGGACGACCUCACGUCGGCGCCCGCAGGCUUCCCACCGUCGUCCAACAUCGCCACCGUGCCGGCCUACCAGGCCGCCGACUUCAGCUACGUGUUCACCAGCUUCCACGGCGAGCCGUGCGUGUACGACCGCGUCCUCGCCGGCGUCAAGGCCAGUGACGCCCUCGUGAUCAAGACGUGCUUCGAGAUGGAAGGCCCCUACAUCAACUACCUCACUGCCCAGCACGGCAAGCCGGUGCUCGUCACGGGCCCGGUCGUGCCGGAGCCGCCGCAGGGCGAGCUGGAGGAGCGGUGGGCCAAGUGGCUCUCCUCCUUCCCGGACAACGCCGUCGUGUUCGCCUCCUUCGGGAGCGAGACGUUCCUCCCGGCCGCCGCCGCGACGGAGCUCCUCCUGGGCCUGGAGUCCACCAACCGGCCGUUCUUGGUCGUGCUCAACUUCCCCAAGGGCACGGACACCAAGGCGGAGCUGGCCAAGUGCACGCCGCCGGGGUUCGCCGAGAGGACCAAGGGCAGGGGCGUGGUGCACACGGGGUGGGUGCAGCAGCAGCACAUCCUGCGGCACCGCAGCGUGGGGUGCUUCGUGAACCACGCCGGGCUGAGCUCCGUGGUGGAGGGGCUCGUCGCCGGCUGCCGCCUGGUGCUGCUGCCGAUGAAGGGCGACCAGUACCUCAACGCGGCGCUCUUCGCGCGUGACCUCCGCGUCGGGGCGGAGGUGGCGCGGCGCGACAGCGACGGGUGGUUCGGGCGCGGGGACGUGAGCGACGCCGUGGACACGGCGAUGGCGGACGGGUGGGAGGGCCAAGGCAUUAAAUGGAGGGACUUCUUGAUGGACGACGCCGUGCAGAAGAGGUUGGCAGAUGAUUUCGUCACCGAUUUCAAGAAGUUCGUGAGGGCCUGAAAAGAUGAUGUUUCCAUGGCCAUGCUCUCUGCAGUCUGCAGAUCUGCACUGCACUCGUCCUCUCAGCCACAGGCCUUCGUGCUCCUACCGUCGCCAUCCAUCGAUUUGACCAAACAAGUCGUCUGCCUACGGGCUUGCCAUCUUCCCCGCCUCCGACGGGCCUCUUCUCUUCCUCUCCGGCGUCCUCAAAGCUUGCCGUCGCUCGCUACCGAGCUCCUCCUACAAGGCAAGGCAAGCUGACUUUUUCUCUUUUCUUUCCUUUUUCUGAUGAGAUCCACCGGACAGACUGCUGCACAAAGCUUCCGUUCAUGCAGCCGUCUCUCAGGAUCAGCAUCAGCAUCAGCAUCAGCAUGAGGAGACGAAAAACGCACGCACAAAUGAACCCACCGGAUCGAGGUCGAGGCGGAUGGAUCUUCCCCAAUUUCGCGAUGCUUCACUCUUGGAUUUUACAUACAUACUAGUACAUGCCAAAUAACAGAGCUCCAGUUUCGGUUCUUUAAUAUUCCACCUCCUCCAUCCUGUCUGUCGAUUUCGAUCUGAUUGUCGCCCACCCAACCAUGCAUCUUCCCCGCAUCCGCCGUGCCUCCAUCUCCUCCUCCUCCUUCCUCAUGAACCUGCCUGACGGCGCCUCCUCCCCGACCAACUAAACCAACACCGAAUCCGUCCUCUCUUCCUCGUCUCCUCACCGGCCAACAUGACCGGCCCCGAUUCCGAUUCCGACGCGAACCAGCAGCCUGCCUGCCGAUUCCGAGCAUCAAUUUUUCCUCCCCUAGACCCCACCCCACCAUUCCCCAAGCUCCAAUUUUUCACCGGAGACGACAACCCCUCACUCUCUCCCCCGCCCGCUCUCGUCCAUGGCGUCGGUCGCCCCGGAGAGGAGAACGAGCACGUUCGUGUGCUCUCCGUCCGUCCGGGGGAAAUGGAUGGCGUCGGGACUCGUCGUCCUCCUCUGUUCGUCCCCUCCCACCCGACGGAGGAGCCGGAUCCCCUGACUUGCAGGAGGCAGGUCAGGGUGCUACAAUUCCUCUUUAUUAGUAUUAUAUAAAAAAAAUUGGGAAGGGAGUCCACAAAUCACUGUGGAUUUACCACUGUUUACGGAUCACUGUACACGAUUAUUGUUCAUAUAGUACAUUGGUUUUGAUCAAACUUUGUAGAAAUCUGGCCAAGGGAAGUCAGGUCCCUCCCAAAGUCAGCGGAUAUAUCUGAAUCCCCACCCGACAGUGCCACGUUUUGGGUUAAUAGGUCUUCUUCAUCAGCUGUUUAGUUCCACAUCGGCCUAUUUUCCGAGAUAACCUUCUCAAGUUUUGACCUUCAAAACUUAUUUCCAACAUAUUUUACGUGAUUUGCCAAUUGGCAAAAAAAAACUUUUUUGCAUGCUGCCGUUAAACAUAUGUUGAUCGCAUGUGUUUGGUGAUGCCGGAAAAGAAAAUAGAAAAGCAAAGGACAAAACCUUUCCGAAGAUCAUGCACUCGGAAUAC
Triticum aestivum (bread wheat) is the source of this 2927-nucleotide messenger RNA. RefSeq names its product anthocyanidin-3-O-glucoside rhamnosyltransferase. NCBI's taxonomy places the organism in Eukaryota, Viridiplantae, Streptophyta, Magnoliopsida, Poales, Poaceae. The transcript is spliced from 2 exons. The coding region runs from base 64 to 1449 and encodes 461 amino acids. Gene Ontology annotation, molecular function: UDP-glucosyltransferase activity. The record is from RefSeq and is a predicted model, not a curated record.